Mollisia scopiformis is the source of this 1154-nucleotide messenger RNA. RefSeq lists its product as uncharacterized. The transcript has 2 exons. NCBI's taxonomy places the organism in Eukaryota, Fungi, Ascomycota, Leotiomycetes, Helotiales, Mollisiaceae. The record is from RefSeq and is a predicted model, not a curated record. Bases 237 to 1127 code for a protein of 296 amino acids.
GUAAAGCAUCAAGCACCAAGCAUCAAGACUCAAGCUUCAGGCUUCCGAUUCCCUCGCAUUUGUUUAGAACGUGGCUCGACUGACAUUUUCAUCAGUGUCUCGUAUAAGUACCCACUAUUGCACGAGCCCCCGAUGCUCCAGAUGCGCGUUUGUAACCUCUCUAUCUUCACGUAUCAUUCGAUCACAUUCCAGAUCAUUCGCGGAUCCUCUAAAAGCGUCCUCGAAGACAUAUUGACAUGACGGCGAUCACUAUUCGAGACUUCAUGGGCGCCGCAGAGCAUGGCAGAGUAUCCAUAGCUAACUUCUUGGCGGGAUUCCUGGAGCUCAUGAAGCAACUGCAGCUUUUUCCCCCGAAUCCAAUCCCGGUCGAGGGAGAAGAGGAGCAGAACACCUUGCCGAGAAAUUCCCAGCUUCAGACUGCCUCUGAUUGUUUUUCUAGGCUCGUACUUGGCAUAAUAACAUUUCAGAUAAGAUCUGAUGCAGUACUGCACACGAAAUUCAUGUGUGAAAUGAAGGAAACUGAAAAUGAUACUCGGAACGAUUUACAAUCCUGCCUUCUUUACCGCGGUGUAUCUGCACUAUACAGAGCAUUGCACAAGCCCGAUCGGGGCAGGUUUAAGGAAAUCCAAGUCCAUUCGGAUAUAUGGUUCGCGGUACAUUUCUCUUGCAGAAGCCCUUCACGAGACAGCGAGCUCAAUCCAGUGCUUCUGGAAAGUGCACACACCGGGGUAUCCGAUAACGACAACACAGUUGCCUGGGACUUCCUCGAAAAACUUCCGAAACUGAGCAAUCGAGAAUCAUCGCAGGUACCUCACAACUUGACAGACUUCUUAUCUCUUGGAACUGGAGCACAUGAAUAUGUCAAGCUCGCAAGCGAUCCAGGCCCGUACAAUCCAAUCUUUGCCUGGAAUAUCGUGUUACACUGGAUCCUUCAUGGCUUCCCAGCGAGUAGUGGGGUUCACUUGAUCAUGCACCCAGCCAACCUCCACAUCGCUCAGAUACUAACAGAAUGGUGGAGUGGCAAAAUUGAUGACGUCUCGAUUCCCAUGCAAUUUUUUAAGGACCUUGAGAUUGCCAUAUUCCAUGGACGGAUAGUAGGGCUCCUCGAGACUACCAGGAUGAUAUGAUGCGAUUAUGGCUGUACGAAUUCUGGU